CAGAAUCCUCAAAGGAUCCUGGACAUCAGUUUGAAGUAUUCGGCGUACCCGACAAUAUCGAAAAAUACUGGCCAAGGACCCAAUAAGAAACAAGAUAUACACGCUCAACCAUCCCCAAGACGCCCCGCCAAGUUUAGCAAUAGUCACCAAAGCGGUGACGCCCAGAGCUGGGACGCCCCCCGCAGCACGCAAGUUGUAGGCACGGUCAUAAUCGGACUUUUCAAGGUCCUGCCGCGAAAGACUGAUCAGCGCUUCUCCCAUCUGGCUGAAGAUCUUUUCCAGGUUCCUCCUGAGCGUCUCUUUGCCGCCCUGGAAAGACGACGGUGUGUGGAUGCCGACAGCCUGCCAGGCACGAACGAGACUGCCGCCCCCUUGGUUGGAAAGGAGGUCGUUCAUGGAGUACGCCAGCAUUUUCUUGGUGGCAGUGUUGAUGCUCGAGCUGUUCCUUUUCUCGGCUACGAUUCUCAGUGGGGAGACGCGAGAAUCGACCGACACGGAUGCGACGAAAUCAUUGCCGGAGUAUGUACACUCAUACACGACUGCCUCGCUCGCGUCGAACGGGACGGCUAUUGUCAAAAUUGGUACGCCGCGUUGGUAGAUCAGGGCAGAGCCGAUGGCGAGGACGUC
Aspergillus novofumigatus IBT 16806 is the source of this 627-nucleotide messenger RNA. RefSeq lists its product as uncharacterized. The record is from RefSeq and is a predicted model, not a curated record. Bases 395 to 598 code for a protein of 67 amino acids. The transcript has a single exon. NCBI's taxonomy places the organism in Eukaryota, Fungi, Ascomycota, Eurotiomycetes, Eurotiales, Aspergillaceae.